AUUCAACGCUUGCAUCCUCCUUCUCGCCCCUCGUCAAGCCGAAUCCGUUGGAGAUUCCGGCACAUUCCCGUUCCCAAUCGCUCUCUGGAUUAUCAAUAGCGCGGUGUAGACGUGGUCCCAUUUGACCCAGACAGCCACCAUGGACUACUCCGCCAUAUCACACGAUCCGGACCAUCCCGCGGGGACUUCUCCCUGGGCUUCACCUCGCCCGACCCAGACAACCUUUCCCGCUUCCGUGACCAGCGACAUCCCCCCGGCCCCCUUGCCUCCUCAAGAUGAAUCCCCGUACAAUGCCGCUGUGGAGUCGCAGCCUACCGAAGAGCCUGGGUCUCAGGAGAACGAGAUUGGCUCCCCCGAUCUGUCGGCGCGAUUGCAGAGUGCCCAACUGGGUGAGCCCGGCUAUGCUCCUGAGCAGCCACAAUAUAUCACCCAGCAGCAGCCGCAGCAGGGACAACAGCCUCGCUCCCAGCUCCCCGCCCGCUACCAAACAGGCCCAAGGCAGAAUGCUAGACAACCAGCCCCCGUGUACAGAAUCCAGGCGAAGGUUACAGGCUUAGAGAGGACGGGCAAGAAGGACCCCAUUCUUCGAUUUGAUGUUCACACCAAUAUCCCCAAGUUCAGAACGACCCAGUACCGAGAUGUCCGACGUACCCAUGGCGAGUUUGUCAAGCUCGCCGAGCAUUUGAUUUCAGCUAACCCGGAAACGUUCGUUCCUGCGGUUCCUUCCCCACUAACCCCUGCCGGCGCAGGCACCGAGGAGGACGAGAUCAGAGUCAAGUCUUCUUUGCAACGAUGGCUGAAUGUGGUGCUGAGCAAUGAGGUCCUCACUCACGACGAUGAAGUGGUCUUGUUUGUCGAGAGCGAUUUCGGCUAUAGCCCUGUGGUUCGGAUGAAACAGCCCGCAACUGGGGUCCGGAGAAAGGUCUUGAAGCAGUUUGCGCCGCCCCCCGACGACACGCCUGAACUACAGAACGCACGGCCUGUUGUGAAGAUGUUCUAUCUCGGCACAAUGGAUACUAGCCACAAGGUGGAUCGUGUGGUCAAGGCCCGCCGAGGACUUGGUCUCGCUGAAUCAGACUUCGGUGUUAAACUGGGCCAGAUGCACGUGCAGGAAACACACCCCGGUCUGUCCAAUGCGUACCGGAAAUUAGGGAAGAUCAUCCAAACGGUCGGAGAUUUCCAUGCCGUCCAGGCGACGGCCGAGGCCACGACCCUGGGGGAUCCACUAAGCUACCAUUCAUCCGAUGCCUUCAUUGUGAAGGAGACCCUCACCAACCGCCAUAUCUUACUGCGAGAAUUGAUCCAAGCCCAGCAGGCUACACGUAGCAAGCGUGCUGCCGCUGACCGUCUCAAGGUCAGCUCCUCUGUUCGCCCAGACAAAGUGGAUGAAGCGAUCAAUGCUUUGGACGAGGCCCAGGGCCAUGAGGACCACUUGACCAAGAGAACGCAGCGGGUUACAUCGAACUUGCUCUCAGAAAAGCAGCGUUGGUUUGCGCGGACGUCUAACGACAUGCUGGCGAGCCUGCGCGAAUAUACUCUGCGCCAGAUUGAAGCCGAACGUAGAACUCUGGCUACACUGGAAAGCGUGCGACCUGACAUCCGGGCCAUUGAUGCAUCCGGAGGGCUCAGUCGGCUGGGACGUGAGUCACACCCGGCUGCCCGGAGACCCAACCUUGGGUCCAGCCAAGGCCCCAAGGGUGAUGCGUGGAGCGGAAUACCUCGGCGCAGCGACAGUCUGGGCCGGAGCCUGAGUGGCAGCUUCGUUGCCCCUUCACCCACUGAAGAUGAUGACGAGGUGAAUGGGCACGGCAAUGGCAAGGGACGGCUGCGCUCUGCCAGUGGUGUGAGCUCCAUUGUGGAGGAGGAUGACGAUGAUCGACUGGACGCCCGGAAUGCGGCAAGUCGCCUGGCUACGAGCACCUUCUAAGUAUCUGUAAAUUACGUGCAUGAUCCUGUGCAAGAUUCCCCUUUGACACCGACUUUCUGUUACUAUAACCACCCUCGAAUUCUCAAUUGUAGCCCGUCUAUUCUACCCACGACGUUGAAUCAUCCCUUAUGACCACUGUCUCUGUUGAGAAACCAUGUGUUAGCAUUCUUGUAGCCUCCCAGUUACUUUUUCAUUCAUGCACCCCUCACUCCAGAAGCGAUAGGCGCAAUCUUAUUAUGAGUAGG
Messenger RNA from Aspergillus ibericus CBS 121593, 2172 nucleotides. Its product is annotated as retromer subunit VPS17. The record is from RefSeq and is a predicted model, not a curated record. Gene Ontology annotation, cellular component: retromer complex; endosome; retromer, tubulation complex. Gene Ontology annotation, biological process: intracellular protein transport; retrograde transport, endosome to Golgi. Gene Ontology annotation, molecular function: phosphatidylinositol-3-phosphate binding. NCBI's taxonomy places the organism in Eukaryota, Fungi, Ascomycota, Eurotiomycetes, Eurotiales, Aspergillaceae. The transcript has 4 exons. The coding region runs from base 140 to 1927 and encodes 595 amino acids.